AUGGGUUACGACUGGAUAGUAACAUCACCGGACGGAACACCGGUCUUCAAGAGCAGAAAAAUUCUGGGUGAUCAUUUCUAUGAGACAGGCCACUGGGUACAGAAUCCGCGUGGUGGUUCUGACUAUUGGGAGCGGUGCGGUAAGGAAUACGAUAGAACCGUGAUACAAGGGUUCCCUAAGCACUGGUUCCGAGAAGUCGCCGGCUAUCCUGACUAUGUUGCCUGGAUGGCCCAGGACAAGAUAUACAAGGUAACGACUCGCAAAGCAUACGAAAAGGGACUCGACCUCCACUUUCGUCGAAAGCCGGUACUCCAAAGCCUUGAUCCGGACAGGAACCAGGGUUCCUACCGACUCCUUGGACCGACCGAGUGGCCAGCCGAGACAGGGCCUUGGAAGAGGAUUGGACCCGAGAGAUAUCCUCUUUUGCAAGGAGAUAUCCGUGCCCACUGGUCAUACCCUUAUCUCGAGCGCUCCAACAUACCACGUCCUCGUCACUCGCAGCGUAGGUAUGCAUCAUUGCCAGGCAUGAAGCCCUUCUUGAAAGUGCACGCCGACUUGGUUCGCGGCAGGCGUAUGCGCCAUCAAGCGCUGCUCACAAGUUUUGAACAGUCGAAUCAAUCUCUCCAGUUGCCAUCGCUUGCUGAAGAUUUCGGCAUCAACCAGAACCCUAAAUCGACACUGUUCGAGCAACUGGUCAAAGCUAGUCGCGAGAAAGAAGGGAGAGAAAAAGGGAAAUCGGUCAUGACAAGCCACCAGAGUACGGACGGAAUUCCAGGCUCUACUCAGAACCUGCGCGGGACCCCCUUUCAAAGCAGUCCCGCUCGUCCAAGUGUGGCUAUGACACCAGAAACGGCCCCAUCGUCGUCCAGUACACCAGCUCCCAAAAGGCCACUGGGCAUUCAGUCAAACCAUCCUGGACCUACACCACUACCAAAGCCUUUGCCUCUGUUGUUUGGAACAAGCCCUAGCAGACACCGAGCAAGAACCCUAACGCCCCAAAAGUCCAAAUCGAUGUAUGACCUCAAAAAUGGCAAGCGAGAAAGCCGCCGCGACGCGUGA
This is a messenger RNA of Aureobasidium pullulans EXF-150, 1059 nucleotides long. RefSeq lists its product as uncharacterized. The record is from RefSeq and is a predicted model, not a curated record. Bases 1 to 1059 code for a protein of 352 amino acids. Lineage: Eukaryota; Fungi; Ascomycota; Dothideomycetes; Dothideales; Saccotheciaceae. The transcript has a single exon.